AUGCCUCCACCACCAGAUCUGUCAUCCUUUCGUCUCUCAGACGAAGACUCCCAACGCAUCUUCACCACCGAAAUCUUGCCCGCCGAGUUCUGCCACCUCCCUUCUCACCACGCGCCCCCAACGCCGCCGCCCCUCGCCGUCCUGGUCGUCGGCCAAACAGGCUCGGGGAAAACUCGCCUCUCCCCUGACAUUCUCGCGGCAUUUCAGCUCGCCCGCGGCGCUCCUCCAGCUGGCCCUGUGCAUCUCAUCGCCGACACAUACAAGACAUACCACCCAGAAUACACGCGCCUCAUGCUGUCGACGCCAGACCUAGCUUCCCCUGCCACGGGGCCCGACGCGAGGAAAUGGCUUGCCAUGGCGUCCGAGGAAGUCGUUCGACGGAAUCUAGAUGUCCUUUUGGAGAGUGCUUGUCGCCAUCCUGCUGAUUUUGUGCAAUUGGCCCGUCUUUUCAGCACCGCUGGAUACCGCGUCGAAGUCGUGCUUUUGGCGGUGCCAGCCGCCCUCAGUAGAUUGGGCCUAUUGGUGAGGUUCUACGAGACGUUGCCUGAGGGCCGGUCAAGGAAUUUGCCACUGAGAUUGACACCCACCAAAGUCCACGACGAUUCGUAUGCCGGACUAUUAGACGCAGCGAGGUUCUUGGAUGAGAGCUCUACAGCGCAUCAGGUGCUUGUGGUAAGAAGGGGAAACCUCGUGGCAUACGGCACCGUCGAUGGAGCUUAUGGGAACAUGGUCUAUAGGGGAGGCGUGGAGGAGGCGUUGAAGAGGGAGAGGGAGCGGCCAUUGACGGUACCAGAGAUGAAAACUGCCUUGGAUGAUAUUCAAAGGAUGAGUACGCAUGCUGAUGCGAGUGAGCAGGUAGAACAGGUGAGGAGCAUGCUGAAGCCGCUGAUUGAGAACAGCUCCCAGGAUGGUUGGCCGGAAUUGAAGCCCCUGACUUUUGGCAAGGUUGGUGAAGAAGCAGGUGGGACCUACAAUGUUCUGCGGUUAGGACAAUUGUGA
Messenger RNA from Metarhizium album ARSEF 1941, 999 nucleotides. Its product is annotated as zeta toxin family protein. The record is from RefSeq and is a predicted model, not a curated record. NCBI's taxonomy places the organism in Eukaryota, Fungi, Ascomycota, Sordariomycetes, Hypocreales, Clavicipitaceae. The transcript has a single exon. Gene Ontology annotation, molecular function: ATP binding; kinase activity. The coding region runs from base 1 to 999 and encodes 332 amino acids.